CCCCUAUUCUGUCACAUCCCAUUCUACUCUAUAUGCUCCAUCUUAGACACCAUUUCUCGCAACAAUAUUAACCAUGCCGGCCAUCUCACCCGUCCUUGCACUCCUCGCACUCUUCUCCCUGGCCAAGUCCCAGCAUCCUAAUAAUGGUUAUCUCCAUGUCAUGUGUUACCCUACUAGUUUAGUCGGGGCUGCCCCUUUGGAUUUCUCGUCCCUCUCUCAGUCCCCCUUCCCGUGCGAACAACAUAUGUACCUCCUACAAGUCUGCAGCGCCAACGGAACUACUCAGAUCGACUUCCUCGCCGAGCAGGAGUGUCUCUGCGGCGGCAACGCCUUGGAGGCCUGGUACGGCUGCGAGCUCUGUUACGCCGCGCACGGCUGGGUUGGAUUCGAACCCGCCGCGCUGAAGGAACACUACACUAGCCUCAGCAACGCCGAAUGCAAGCCCACCCCAGUCACGCAACCAUAUGCGGACCUAUUCCCGCCUUACAACGCGACGAGCGUACAUUCUAGCCCCUGAUGCCACUAUCGUCAAUGAUCGCUUCCCUAACGAUACGCGCGUCGAGAAUUACUGGACGGGCGCGAAGACGGCAAUUGCUGGCAAGAUCACGGGAAUCGCCACGGCGCGGUUGACGAGUUUCACAAACACUGAUGGUGUGCGGUAUACGCCGACUGGAUCGAUAAGCCCGUUGAGCACGGCGAACCCGACGAACCCAUCCUCGCCGUCGUCUACAGGUGGCGCGACGGAGGUAAGAGUAACGGGGGAAUUAUUGGUUGCGAUAGUCGGGGCAUUAGCGGCACUUUGAAUGGAGGGACUAAUCGGGAGGUCUUUUCAGUGUUCCCUAAAUAGUAUUCGAAUACUAUUCGGGGUUUUCCCGAAUACUCGCCAUCUGAAAGUAUUCGGCGAAUACUCAUACAAAUCCUCGCCGAAUACUAUUUGGGUAUUUUAAGGCUCAACUAUUGUGAAAUAUAAUAGGAUAUACCGAAAAUUAGUGGUCCCUUAUUAGCAGUC
This is a messenger RNA of Pseudogymnoascus verrucosus, 1009 nucleotides long. RefSeq lists its product as uncharacterized. The record is from RefSeq and is a predicted model, not a curated record. The transcript has a single exon. The coding region runs from base 74 to 517 and encodes 147 amino acids. Lineage: Eukaryota; Fungi; Ascomycota; Leotiomycetes; Thelebolales; Thelebolaceae.